UUGAAAAAGCUCAAAAUCGCGUACUAAUUGUACUAAAACUAAUAACCAAGGGGGGUGCUUUGUGUUUCAACUCAAUGUGAGUUGAAAGUACUCAAACAAAAAUGACCGGAGAAGUGGUAGAGCACACGACGAAAACCUUCAAGUUUUCGUACCCGACCUGCACGAACGAGGAUGUGUUCUUCCACCUGGAGGUGCCGGUGCAGAUACCGGGCGCGCGCAGCGGCGGCCGCGAGCUCGUGCAGCGCGCCAUGGCCAUGUUCCACGUACCGGUUUAUCUAGAGGACGAGCUAAAUGAGAAGCUAGCCCAGUUCAUAGCGGAGGAAAGUAAGAAGUUCCACGACGAGCGCGACGCACGCCUCCUAGCUGCCCUUCGAGGGGGUGAGGGAGGGGGAAGUUUGGAGGGGGGCGCGGAGGGGGCCGUCAAGCGCUGGGAGAAGAGGUUCAAGGAACAUGUGCGGGAGUACGCGGAGCAGAAGGACACCUCCGAUGAAGAGGUAUUUGCGGCCAUGUACCACAAGCUGGUGCACUCGCCCGCGCUGGAGACGGUGCUGCGCGCGGAGGCGGGCUACGCGGCCGCCGCGCGCGCCGCCGCCGCCGCGAGGGACGACGACGUCAAGCAAUUGACACAGAGACAAACAGAAGAGAUGGAAGAAGCGCUCCGCAACCUAAACGUGAGCACAACAGAGGAGCAGAUCAACUCACUAGCAGUGCGUCAGUUCGAGGAGCAGGCCCUGGCCGCCGCGCGCUGGGGCUCCCAGCUGGACGCGCUCGCGCAUGCGCAGCGCGCGCAGCACCGCGCGCAGCUCGCGCACGCGCUCGAGCAGCAGGCGCCGCCCCCUAUACAGCUCGAGCAGCAGGCCCUGGCCGCCGCGCGCUGGGGCUCCCAGCUGGACGCGCUCGCGCAUGCGCAGCGCGCGCAGCACCGCGCGCAGCUCGCGCACGCGCUCGAGCAACAGGCGCCGCCCCCUAUAACAGCUCGAGCAACAGGCGCCGCCCCCGUGAGUAUAACAGCUCGAGCAACAGGCGCCGCCCCCGUGAGUAUAACAGCUCGAGCAACAGGCGCCGCCCCCGUGAGUAUAACAGCUCGAGCAACAGGCGCCGCCCCCGUGAGUAUAACAGCUCGAGCAACAGGCGCCGCCCCCGUGAGUAUAACAGCUCGAGCAACAGGCGCCGCCCCCGUGAGUAUACAGCUCGAGCAGCAGGCCCUGGCCGCCGCGCGCUGGGGCUCCCAGCUGGACGCGCUCGCGCAUGCGCAGCGCGCGCAGCACCCAGGCGCCGCCCCCGUGAGUAUACAGCUCGAGCAGCAGGCCCUGGCCGCCGCGCGCUGGGGCUCCCAGCUGGACGCGCUCGCGCAUGCGCAGCGCGCGCAGCACCGCGCGCAGCUCGCGCACGCGCUCGAGCAACAGGCGCCGCCCCCUAUAACAGCUCGAGCAACAGGCGCCGCCCCCGUGAGUAUAACAGCUCGAGCAACAGGCGCCGCCCCCGUGAGUAUAACAGCUCGAGCAACAGGCGCCGCCCCCGUGAGUAUAACAGCUCGAGCAACAGGCGCCGCCCCCGUGAGUAUAACAGCUCGAGCAACAGGCGCCGCCCCCGUGAGUAUAACAGCUCGAGCAACAGGCGCCGCCCCCGUGAGUAUACAGCUCGAGCAGCAGGCCCUGGCCGCCGCGCGCUGGGGCUCCCAGCUGGACGCGCUCGCGCAUGCGCAGCGCGCGCAGCACCCAGGCGCCGCCCCCGUGAGUAUACAGCUCGAGCAGCAGGCCCUGGCCGCCGCGCGCUGGGGCUCCCAGCUGGACGCGCUCGCGCAUGCGCAGCGCGCGCAGCACCGCGCGCAGCUCGCGCACGCGCUCGAGCAGCAGGCGCCGCCCCCGGCAUCCCCCCUGUCCCCGCUGCCGGCCCCCGCCCCGGGGGGAGGGGGGAGCAAGGCGGCCGCGGACAUGGAGGAGAGCUUCACCAUCCACCUCGGCUCGCAGCUGAAGCAGACGCACAACAUACGCAUCGUGGCUAUGGAUGUCGAGGACCUGUUCGACAUUUCUGGAGACAGCUCCUGGGACGGCCCCCGCCUGCACACCGCGCUCGCGCUGUACUCGGGCGAGCUGUCGGGCGUGGUGGUGCUGUGUGCGGCCCGCGCCCGCGCCCGAGCCGCGCCCGCGCCGCCCGCCGCGCUGCUGGCCGCCGCCCGAGCCGCCCCCGACCACCACUUCCCCCCGCUCGACGAGCAGCUGCGGACGGUGGCCGAACGAGCGGCGGACCCCAUCUCGAAGCGCAACGCAGUGCGUCACUCGCGCAGCGCAGCCGCGGCGGCCGCUAGCGGAGCGCCCCCCGCCCCCGCCCCCGCGCCCCCCGCGCCGCACGGGGGCGGGGGCGGAGGCGGAGCCCCACGCGCCCGCCCCGGGCUCGCCACCGGCGACGUGCUGCUCACGCGGCACAGCAACCUGCCCGACGCGCACGUCGUGUUCCAUCUGGUCAUCAACGACGACACCAGGGAGAGCGGAGAGAUGACAUCCCGACACCCGGCGAUAUUGGGGCUCCGUUCGGUGCUGCAGGGCGCCAGCAACAACGACGUGACGAGUCUGACGCUGCCCCUGCUCCUGCGACACGAGCUCACAGAGGAGAUGACGGCGGCGUGGAUCGUGCGGCGCGCGGAGCUGGUGCUGAAGUGCGUGAAGGGGUUCAUGCUGGAGGCGGCGGGCGGCGGCGGCGCGCAGCUGCGCACGCUCACGCUGUGCGCGCCGCGCGGCCUGGCGGCGCCCGUGCGCGCCGCGCUGCGCGCCUUGCUGCCCAACGUCUUCCGGAUAUCCACGCCGCUGAAGAUCAAACCGCGCGCGAGCGAGUAGGACUACUCCCCAUCCCCAUCCCCAUCCCCAUCCCCAGGUGCGUGAACUAUUGAAACGGACGUGUUCCGUGCUGAAGGGAGUGAACUUUAUGCUAAACGCGGAAGCGCGCGUCUCGAGGCCCGAUUCGAACGAUGCUUAUGAGAACGAGAAGUCCCCGCGGUCCGGUCCCGACCUUUCGGCUGUAAAUAAUAGUUCCUGAUCUCUCCGGUGGCGCUAGGUAGGCUCUGGGACCAAAUAACGACACUACACACGUGCGUACGUGGUAACAUAUGAGACUAUGACAUGAACCAUAGAGGUAUAAUAAUGUAGAGAUGAAAUGGGGGAGGGGUAACAAAUAACCCGACCAAAUAAUGUAGGUUGUUUUUGGUAUGUUGUCAGGAAUGUUAAAACGUGUUUUUAAUUUUGUCGCAUUGCGUAUGUUUCGUCCCUCACGGUCGCACAUCUAUAUAAAAUACUAGGUGUAUGGUCUAGGUACUUCAGUGUAUGGUGCCGCCGCCUAUUUACUGUUUAUUGAUGAACACUUUUCAUGUGUAGAGAUUUUCCUCCUUUUACUUCUACACUCCAUAGUUUUUAUCAUAGUCUCCAUGGUUUUUUGGUUGAAAAAAUGUCAUGCACUUGAAUGACAGAUCGGAUUCGGAAGUCCCGCUGCGACUUCUUAUUUUAAGCAUUGUUCGAAUCGGGCCGCCUAUAUACGCCUAGAACUUGCAGCCUCCUGCAGUUUUCAAAUGAAAAUCAUGUCGUCGGUCGAUGUAAAGCAAGCUUUUAAAAACGCAAAAUAGCGGCCGACGGACGCGUCUGUCGAAUCACGAAAGCUGGCACGAAUGGAUUGACUGAGUUGAUGAAAAUAUAUGUGUAUGACAUUAACCUAUAAACUGGUGCCUGACUGUAUACCGAUCUGCAGGGGUCAUUCGUACAAUAAGUUUCGUUCGUUCCAUUCGUGCUAGCUUUCGUGAAUCGAGAGAGCGAGAUCGUAAGAAAAGGGCGAUACU
This is a messenger RNA of Cydia strobilella, 3823 nucleotides long. RefSeq names its product protein C12orf4 homolog. The record is from RefSeq and is a predicted model, not a curated record. Lineage: Eukaryota; Metazoa; Arthropoda; Insecta; Lepidoptera; Tortricidae. The coding region runs from base 102 to 2834 and encodes 910 amino acids. Gene Ontology annotation, cellular component: cytoplasm. The transcript has 14 exons.